This is a messenger RNA of Dipodomys ordii (Ord's kangaroo rat), 5307 nucleotides long. It is a transcript of the gene Rock2, whose product is annotated as Rho-associated, coiled-coil containing protein kinase 2. The transcript is spliced from 33 exons. Gene Ontology annotation, molecular function: Rho-dependent protein serine/threonine kinase activity; ATP binding; small GTPase binding. Gene Ontology annotation, cellular component: centrosome; cytoplasm; cytoskeleton. The record is from RefSeq and is a predicted model, not a curated record. Gene Ontology annotation, biological process: regulation of actin cytoskeleton organization; positive regulation of centrosome duplication; Rho protein signal transduction. Bases 1 to 3891 code for a protein of 1296 amino acids. NCBI's taxonomy places the organism in Eukaryota, Metazoa, Chordata, Mammalia, Rodentia, Heteromyidae.
AUGUCGUAUCAAAGUGGGUUGGAUGGAUUAAAUUCCUUGGUCCUUGAUUUGGAUUUUCCUGCUUUAAGGAAAAAUAAGAAUAUAGAUAAUUUCUUAAAUAGAUAUGAGAAAAUUGUGAAAAAAAUCAGAGGUUUACAGAUGAAAGCAGAAGACUAUGAUGUGGUGAAAGUAAUUGGAAGAGGUGCUUUUGGUGAAGUCCAGUUGGUUCGUCAUAAGGCAUCACAGAAGGUUUAUGCUAUGAAGCUUCUUAGUAAAUUUGAAAUGAUAAAAAGAUCAGAUUCUGCUUUUUUCUGGGAAGAAAGAGAUAUUAUGGCCUUUGCCAACAGUCCUUGGGUGGUUCAGCUCUUUUGUGCUUUUCAAGAUGAUAGGUAUCUUUACAUGGUAAUGGAAUACAUGCCCGGUGGAGACCUUGUAAACCUUAUGAGUAAUUAUGAUGUGCCUGAAAAAUGGGCCAAAUUUUAUACUGCUGAAGUUGUUCUGGCUCUGGAUGCAAUACACUCCAUGGGUUUAAUCCACAGAGAUGUGAAGCCUGACAACAUGCUCUUGGAUAAACAUGGUCAUCUAAAAUUAGCAGACUUUGGCACGUGUAUGAAGAUGGAUGAAACAGGAAUGGUGCACUGUGAUACAGCAGUUGGAACACCUGACUAUAUAUCACCUGAGGUUCUGAAAUCGCAAGGAGGUGAUGGUUACUAUGGGCGAGAAUGUGAUUGGUGGUCUGUAGGUGUUUUCCUUUUUGAGAUGCUAGUGGGAGAUACUCCAUUUUAUGCAGAUUCACUUGUAGGAACUUACAGCAAAAUUAUGGAUCACAAAAAUUCUCUCUGUUUCCCUGAAGAUGCAGAAAUUUCUAGACAUGCAAAGAGUCUCAUCUGUGCCUUCUUAACAGACAGGGAGGUACGACUUGGGAGGAAUGGGGUAGAAGAAAUCAAACAACAUCCUUUCUUUAAGAAUGAUCAAUGGAAUUGGGAUAACAUAAGAGAGACGGCGGCUCCUGUAGUGCCUGAACUCAGCAGCGAUAUAGACAGCAGCAAUUUUGAUGACAUUGAAGAUGAUAAAGGAGACGUAGAAACCUUCCCAAUUCCUAAAGCUUUUGUAGGAAAUCAGCUGCCUUUUAUAGGAUUUACCUACUAUAGAGAAAAUUUGUUAUUAAGUGACUCUCCAUCUUGUAGAGAAAAUGAUUCAAUACAAUCAAGGAAAAAUGAAGAAAGUCAAGAGAUUCAGAAAAAACUAUAUAUAUUAGAAGAACAACUUAACACUGAGACUCAAGCCAAAGAAGAGUUAGAACAAAAGUGCAAAUGCAUUAAUACUCGACUAGAAAAAACAGCAAAAGAGCUGGAAGAAGAGAUUACAUUACGGAAAAAUGUGGAAUCAGCAUUAAGACAAUUGGAAAGAGAAAAGGCCCUACUUCAGCACAAAAACGCAGAAUAUCAACGGAAAGCUGAUCAUGAAGCUGACAAGAAACGGAAUUUAGAAAAUGAUGUUAACAGCCUAAAAGAUCAACUUGAAGAUUUGAAAAAAAGAAAUCAGAACUCUCAGAUAUCCACUGAGAAAGUAAAUCAACUCCAGAAACAACUGGAUGAAACGCAUGCUUUGCUGAGAACAGAAUCUGAUACUGCAGCUCGGUUAAGAAAAACCCAGGCAGAAAGUUCAAAACAGAUUCAACAGCUGGAGUCUAACAAUAGAGAUCUGCAAGAUAAAAACUGCCUGCUCGAAACUGCCAAGUUAAAACUUGAGAAAGAAUUUAUCAAUCUUCAGUCAGCUCUAGAAUCUGAAAGGAGGGACCGGACCCAUGGAUCAGAGAUAAUUAAUGAUUUGCAAGGCAGAAUAUCUGGCCUAGAAGAAGAUUUAAAGAAUGGCAAAAUCUUACUAGCAAAAAUAGAGCUGGAGAAGAGACAACUACAGGAAAAGUUCACUGAUUUGGAAAAGGGUCAGAUAGAAAUGGAGAAGAAGCUCUUAGAAGAAAGGUCUUUAAAACAGAAGGUAGAGAACCUAUUACUAGAAGCUGAGAAAAAAUGCUCUAUUUUGGACUGUGACCUCAAACAGUCACAGCAAAAGGUGAAUGAGCUCCUUAAACAAAAAGAUGGACUCAAUGAGGAUGUUCAAAAUUUGACGUUAAAAAUAGAGCAGGAAACUCAGAAGCGCUGCCUCACGCAAAAUGACCUGAAGAUGCAAACACAGCAAGUUAACACAUUGAAAAUGUCAGAAAAGCAGUUAAAACAAGAGAAUAAUCACCUCAUGGAAAUGAAAAUGAACCUGGAGAAACAAAAUGCUGAACUUCGGAAAGAGCGCCAGGAUGCAGAUGGGCAAAUGAAAGAGCUCCAGGAUCAGCUUGAAGCAGAGCAGUAUUUCUCAACACUCUAUAAAACUCAAGUUAGAGAACUUAAGGAGGAAAGUGAAGAAAAGACUAAACUGUGUAAAGAGUUACAGCAGAAGAAACAGGAAUUACAGGAUGAAAGGGACUCGUUGGCUGCCCAGCUGGAGAUAACAUUAACCAAAGCAGAUUCUGAGCAGCUGGCUCGUUCAAUUGCUGAAGAACAGUAUUCUGAUUUGGAAAAAGAAAAAAUCAUGAAGGAACUAGAGAUCAAAGAGAUGAUGGCUAGACAUAAACAAGAACUUACUGAAAAAGAUGCUACUAUUGCAUCUCUUGAAGAAACGAAUAGGACACUAACUAGUGAUGUUGCUAAUCUUGCAAAUGAGAAAGAAGAAUUAAACAACAAAUUGAAAGAUGCUCAAGAACAACUGUCACGACUGAAAGAUGAGGAGAUAAGUGCCGCAGCCAUUAAAGCGCAGUUUGAGAAGCAGCUGUUGACAGAGAGGACGCUCAAGACGCAGGCUGUGAAUAAAUUGGCUGAAAUUAUGAAUCGAAAAGAACCUGUCAAGCGUGGCAGUGACACAGAUGUACGAAGAAAAGAGAAGGAGAAUAGAAAGCUACAUAUGGAGCUUAAAUCCGAACGUGAAAAACUGACCCAACAGAUGAUCAAGUAUCAGAAAGAACUGAAUGAGAUGCAGGCUCAAAUAGCUGAAGAGAGCCAGAUUCGAAUUGAACUGCAGAUGACGCUGGACUCUAAGGACAGUGACAUUGAGCAGCUGCGCUCCCAGCUCCAGGCCUUGCACUUGGACAGCUCCAGUACUGGCAGUGGCCCAGGAGAUGCAGAUGCUGAUGAUGGGUUUCCAGAAUCAAGAUUAGAAGGAUGGCUGUCUUUACCUGUGCGAAACAACACUAAGAAAUUUGGAUGGGUUAAAAAGUAUGUGAUUGUAAGCAGUAAGAAGAUUCUUUUCUAUGACAGUGAACAAGAUAAAGAACAAUCUAAUCCUUACAUGGUUUUAGAUAUAGACAAGCUAUUUCACGUCCGACCAGUUACGCAGACAGAUGUAUAUAGAGCAGAUGCUAAGGAAAUCCCGAGGAUCUUCCAGAUUCUGUAUGCCAAUGAAGGAGAAAGUAAGAAGGAACAAGAAUUUCCAGUGGAGCCAGUGGGAGAAAAAUCUAACUAUAUUUGCCACAAAGGACAUGAAUUUAUUCCUACUCUUUAUCAUUUCCCAACCAACUGUGAGGCUUGUAUGAAGCCACUGUGGCACAUGUUUAAGCCCCCUCCUGCUUUAGAGUGCCGUCGCUGCCACAUUAAGUGUCAUAAAGACCACAUGGACAAAAAGGAGGAGAUUAUAGCACCAUGUAAAGUGUAUUAUGAUAUAUCAACGGCAAAGAAUCUAUUGUUAUUAGCAAAUUCUACGGAAGAACAGCAGAAGUGGGUUAGUCGGUUGGUGAAAAAAAUACCUAAAAAGCCCCCAGCUCCAGACCCUUUUGCACGGUCAUCUCCUAGAACUUCAAUGAAGAUACAACAGAAUCAGUCUAUCAGACGGCCAAGUCGACAGCUUGCUCCAAACAAACCAAGCUAACUGUCUUCUGUGAAAGCAGUCAUCAAGGUGAUCACAUUCUUCCAGUUAAAACAAGACUCAAAUAUAAUGUCCCAAAAUUUAUUAAAAAAGCUAUAUUUUACUGAGAGACUGAUAACACACAUACAUAUAUAUGUUCCUUUUCCUAUAAUGUAAAUUAAAAAUCAUGGACAGAUUGGCUUACUCCUUUGACCAGCAGUGAUUGGUGAGUAGAGUAAGGGUAGACACAGAUCUUCUAGCUCGCUGCAGUCAGCUCUCCUGGCAGUCAUUCACACUACACCGUCAAACACAAGAGUUACAGAAAUCAUCUUUCAGCUUCAACCAAGAUUUCACCAGCACAUUUACCCAGAAGAACCUGGGAAUGGAGUCCACUACAGUGACAGACUGCAUCGUAGAAAGAGUGACCAUGAUAUUGUGUUAUUUGUAAUGUGUAUGUAUGUAUAUGUAUAUAUAUGUGCGUGUGUGAGACACACUUACGCACACACAAACACAUAGUACUGUAAUACUGUAAGAGGGUUUUUUUAACUUACCAUUUUAUUUUUAUAUGCAUUAAUCAGAUAUCAUUUCUUCAGUUGCAACUAUGCACUUGUACAAAGCCAUAAUCCUGGAGUUUGUCCUCAUCCACAUGUAUCUGAUAGGAGCUGCAUGUUCGUGUCGAAGCAAUUACUGCAACAAAAAGCUUGAAGUUUAUAUCAGUUUCCUAGUGCUCCAUGAUAGGCAACUUCGCCCAUUUUGAAUACCUUAAUUUAAUUUUUUUCAAAGUCUUGAUCCUUUUCUGUAUUUAUGGGGGGGGGGGAAGGAACAAGUAUUUACCAGCUUGUAGAGACAAACUUGCUUUGUGGACAAAAAAUAGUGCACUAUUUUUUACACACAAUAGUUACAUCACAUCAGGCUCUUGUUUGUAUAACAAGACUUUUUUUUUAAUGUGUUGGUCAUAGAAACAAUAAUGGGUAGAAUUGGAGGCUAUAUGAUACUUUUGUACACCCAUCCCCUUUCCAGACAUCAGUGCUAGUCUGACUACAGCAGGCUUUGCUUGGAAUUUGCUGGCUAACCUAGGUGUGGCUUUGUUUCUGGUAAAUACGUUUGUGACUAUUUCUACGUUUUCACACUCAUGAUUCAGAAAUUGUCUUAAAUAUGAGGAAAACUAAGAUAUAUGUAGAUAUAUUUUAAAUAUUUAAAUGUGAUCUUGAAACAUAACCUUAUGGCAAUAUUCCAGUGUUGGGUUAAGAAAACUGGUAACUUGGAAGAGGCAGCCUCAGAGGCACUUAAUUUGAUUUUUUGUUUUUAAAAGGCUAUUAAGAUGAUUUAUUUCUCAUCCCAGAUAAAUACGUUUUGUACCAUGACAAUAUGCAGCACUGGUACACAUCAAGUUUCGUUUUUUUUUUAAUUAUGUACUCUUUUACCAGUCUCUCAUAUAUA